AUGAAACAGACAUCCUCCACAGGAAUAGACACCACCGCCAACACAACCACGAACACCAACAUCAGCACCAACACCAACAACAUAGACAACAAAAACAAAAUCAAUCACAACAGUUACAGCAGCAACGACCACCACCCCCACCACAACAGCAGCAGAAAAAGAAACAACAGCAGAAGCAGGUACAACAGCAACGACCACUACCCCCAAAAAAGCAGCAGAAAAAGAAACAACAGCAACAGCAGAAGCAGCGCUGAUGAAGGAGACGCAGCUGCCGUGCCAAGUGUCAGUGGCACAGGUGAAGCAAGGGGUGGGGAGGCAGCGAGGCUGGAUGACAGGGUCGAUGACUUCAGUGUUGCUGAGCAUGGCAGCGAUGACAGUGAGGAGGGCUCCCCUUCCAUGCUAGUGGGACUCACAUAUGAGUCCAUAAUGGCAACGCUGACGGAGUCUUUCCCGUGGAUCAAAGGACACAAUGGCCCUUCCUCGGAGUGUCCUGAGGGCAGGCAGAAUGGUGCUUCACCUGAACAGCAAGACACCUCCUUGCAGGCCCCCGAGGAUACCAACACACCGGAGAAUCUUGGUAGCCAGGUGGGCAAUCCCUCCACUGCUCCACAACACACUCAUACCAACGCCACGCCUGCCUCAGAAACACUCGCCCCUCACAGCCCUGCAAAAGACACAGCAGAGGCCACACGAAAAUUGACACACACAUUCUUGACCAGCAAGGAAAGCGAGAGAGCCGCUGCCUCACCUGCAAACACAUCAGCGGCACUCCACUCCACAUACGGACCCUCCCAGCCAGGAAGUGAACCUGAAAAGGCGAGGCAGCCUGGGGAGAACUUGGUCCGAGUUAUGCGACUAGGAAAUGUUAUAAAUGAAACCUCUGCCCCUGAAGCCACAGCUGGCCAGGAAGCCUCUCUCAGCCCCGCUAACUUGCCAGCACGACUAAGUGCCUGUCUGGCGCCCCGGUCACCCCCCUCCAUUCAGCCCCUACAAGGUUUCUCCGUUCCUUGCUCUUACCGUCCCUCCACACCAUGCAACUUCCCACAGCCAAGCAGCUCCUUAUCCUCACAUCCUGUCAUCCUCCUGUAUCCUUCCACCUCACAGUCUUCCCUGAGGCCCUCCACAUCACACCACGGCUCCAGCCCCUUGCUCUCCACCGGCCGCUCUUCCCUGCACUCACCCAGGCCCUCCUCUCCUCGUGACCAGUGCUUCUCCUUCCACACACCUCAUAACAGCUUCUCCCCACGCCCUGUGAGCCCCUGCAUCACUCACGCCCUCAGCCCAUGCAUUCCUUUAUCCAUCUGCUCCUCUCCACGCAUCACAGAGCCUCCCUCCGCACAUCCCGGCAAAUCUGCUGCCCUACAACCCUGUGGCUCCUCCUCCCUUGCCACGCUUAGUCCCUGCAUUUCACAGCACAGCCACCCUGCCACUCCACAGCCUCAUGACUCCUCUGCUCAAGGAAGCACCCCACGAUUUGUCUCCCUCUCCACCGUCACCCUGGACAGCUCAGUGGAGGUGCUGGAGGAAGAAAGCGACGGGGAGGUGGGGGUCGUGGUGGAAGGGGAGAAGAGUAGCGGCGAGCUGCAGAAACAAGGAUCAUCUGAGAUCUUCCUGGUUGACCUUACCUCACCGGCACGUGACCCUUCCUCUGACCCAAGCUGUGAUUCAGAUGACUUAACGGGCUAA
Portunus trituberculatus (swimming crab) is the source of this 1686-nucleotide messenger RNA. RefSeq names its product flocculation protein FLO11-like. The transcript has 2 exons. NCBI's taxonomy places the organism in Eukaryota, Metazoa, Arthropoda, Malacostraca, Decapoda, Portunidae. The record is from RefSeq and is a predicted model, not a curated record. The coding region runs from base 1 to 1686 and encodes 561 amino acids.